GACUGCCCCAAUAGGGGCCCCAGGGGUGGGGACUAGGUUUGAAAAGUUGGCGGGAAGCAACAUGGCCGUGCGGCGGCAGCUGGAGCUUUUCUUCCAGGAGCCCCGACUGGGAGGCGUGAUCAGGGUGGAUCGGGCGGAACCCGGGACGAAGAGCUGCCGCCAUGGUCAGCAAAGCGCAAAGCCUCCGGAGAACCCCGGGGAGCGGGUUCCGGGCUCCCGGAGACUCAGGCUGGAGGACUGCGUGCUCUACCAGUGCCGCGGUUGCCGUUCGGUGCUGGGCGACUCGCUUCAUCUCUGCGCCCAGGAGGAGAAGCUCCGCCUUCUCGUUUGCUUCAAGGUUACAAAUGAUGUUGUAGUGGAAGAUAACUUGAUGGUCUGUAUUGAGGGGGACCUCAAAGGAUGCACCUACAACAUGUUGUACUGUCGAGAAUGUAAAGCGGGAAUAGGUUUCAGACUCUAUUGUUCAAAACCUCUGGCUCACCUGCGAGGCUUCUUUUGCCUUUUGAAGGACAACAUCAUAUGUUACUUGUUAAAAACUAAAACCACAAUUGAAGCCUCAAAGAUGACCUGUCCUCCUGUGAGCCUAAAGGAACAAGUACAGAAACUAAAGGAGAGCCUUGUUUUAGCGCACAUACGGAUAGAACAGUUGAUUGAGAAACUCGAAGAAAGAAACCAGCAGAAGUUGAUGUCUGAAAAGCAGGUCUACAAAGCAAGACUACAUGGCCAAGCAUCUGGGGGAACAAGGAAGAAGUUGAACAACUAACUGGUAGAAUUUCUGCAGUCACAUAUCUGCAUUUGGCUGUGAUGAACAUGGUUGUACUUGUCUUCACACAACCACUGUUUUGGUUGUACAGUAUUUGAAAAUGGCAGUGUGUCUUGGACUGGCAAAUGGAUUGCACAAAGCAUAUGAACUGCUAUAUUUUUAUAUGUGCACACACAGUUCUGCCUGGAUUUUUUUGGAAUUGUUGCAUCUGUUAAUACUAUCCUAAAUUAUACAGUGAAUGCAUUUGCAGCCUCUGUUUAGAGGAAAUGUACAGCUUGUAGUUUGUUGGUGGCUUCAAUUCAGCAUUUUAUUUUAAAUUUGGCUUGAGACAGUUCAGUCUACCCAGUAACCUGUUGUGUAAACUAAAAGUGUCAAUUUAAAAACUAUUAAAAUUUCAUCAAACUUGAAUUCUUAACUGUAACACCAGUUGAAUUCUAUGCUAACAACAGGGUUUUUAAAAUGCUGCCUAAACUACCAAAGGUGGAGCAUAGGUUAGGAAACUUGUACAGAUGUGAGGCAGCCUACAUAAAGGCUUUUCUGUCUCUCUUAUUAACUUAAUGAAUUGCUUCCUAUGAAACAUCUCAAAGCAAUUUAACAAUAAAAACAAUUUCAAGUCCAA
Messenger RNA from Podarcis muralis (Common wall lizard), 1382 nucleotides. It is a transcript of the gene OIP5, whose product is annotated as Opa interacting protein 5. Gene Ontology annotation, cellular component: nucleus; chromosome, centromeric region; chromatin. NCBI's taxonomy places the organism in Eukaryota, Metazoa, Chordata, Lepidosauria, Squamata, Lacertidae. The record is from RefSeq and is a predicted model, not a curated record. Gene Ontology annotation, biological process: chromosome segregation; CENP-A containing chromatin assembly.